Molecule: messenger RNA, 3274 nt
Organism: Cavia porcellus (domestic guinea pig)
Lineage: Eukaryota; Metazoa; Chordata; Mammalia; Rodentia; Caviidae
Gene: Zup1
Product: zinc finger containing ubiquitin peptidase 1
Exons: 10
Coding region: 1268-3085 (605 amino acids)
Source: RefSeq, a predicted model, not a curated record
GACGAUGCCGGUCCUCAGCUUUGACUUAACGUCUAGGCUGGUUUUAUCGCAGCUCAGAACGUGGGCUCAGAACUUCGCGGCAUUCAGGCCCUGACCGCCUUCGCCCACCACGUUCCCAGCCAGGCGGGCGCCUCCGGCACCGUUCACCCCUCUCGGGUCGGCGGCCGCCUUCGUCCCCUCGCCUCCAGCCCUCGUCCACGGACUUCUUGCUCAUCUGUCCCCAUGAGCACCUUGUGUUUGCGUCCUGGCUACUGAAGAUGAAACGGGCUCUUUUCCUUCUUUUACAUUGCGGUAGACAGCAUCUUUCUAAAAGCAGAGACUGUUUUCAAUUGUGUGGAGAGAAAAAAGGAAGAUGAUAACAUAGGGACGGUGUUGUAAAGUUAAAUUUUAUGAAGCCCUUAGUGUCUUUUUUUUCCUGCUUGUUUUUAAGUAGAGUACUAAGCUGAACUGUGAUCUAGUAGGAAAGAGGUCGCCAGAUUGUUUUAAAAUUCUUAGUUACACCUUUAAAUAAGUAGUCAAAGUGAAUGGUGUAGUACAACUCAUUUCAUAGACCGGAAGUCAGAGAGAGGACAUGUCUUACCUAACAUUAAACCUGCGAGUGUGUAUAAAUCAGUCCUGUAGGAGAAAAGACUUGAGUUUUACCUCUCUCCUUUUAUCCUUUGGGUUAAGAAACUGGUUGUGACCCAUGACUGGGUCAGCCUUUUGUCUUCCAUUGUUUUCUGCCUAUAGUAAUGUAUUACAGCUACAGUUUCCUUAUGUAUAAAAUAAUACUACCUAAGUGAUUUUGAUACGUGUCAAGCUAUUUAAAUGUUUUAAGAUGUAUUUACUUAGUUUCCAUUAUAGUCAACUUUAAAGUUAUGUAUUUUAAUAAAUCAGUCUAUAGAUAGGUUUCUUUUGUUUUUCUUUUAUUGGACUUUUUUUUACCUGGACAGUUUUCUAAACAUAAUUGUUUGCUAUACCUCAGACCAGAUGCACUUUUUGAAGUAUUUUAUUUUUAAAAUGACUUGCUUUUAUUACUAGUAGUAUACCAUGAAGGUUAAACCCAAGUAUAAAUAUGAAAUACAUUUGUUUCAUAUACAUUUGAUACACAUAGCCUGAAGGUAAAUGAGGGUAAGUUGGAAUCUACAUUUGUGGCAUUGAGUCAACACUCAUAAACAACACUCAUAAAAUUUCAGCACUUUGGAUUUUGGAUUUGCAGGUUGGGGGCUCUCAGCCUGUAGGGAAAAGGAAAAGAAAGAGAAAAGAAAAAACUGAAAAGAAGGAUAAAAUGGAAAAAAAGCAUUGUAAAUAUGAAGAGGAAAGGGGAUUAAAAGGAAGGGGAAAGGAAUGGGGAAAAAAGAUGAAUCAAGUUAUAUGUGCAGCUACCAUCCUUAAUAUGCUUCCCUGUGAUAUUUGUGGUGAAAUGGUAACCUCAGAAUCAGAUAUGAAGACUCACCUCCUAAUUGUUCACAUGGAAAAUGAAGUUAUAUGUCCAUUUUGCAAGUUGUCAGGUGUAAAUUAUGAUGAAAUGUGCUUUCAUAUUGAAACUGCACAUUUUGAGCAGAAUGCUCUAGAAAGUAAUUUUGAGAGAGUAAACACAAUACAGUAUGGAACUUCAGAUAACAAGGACAGUACUCUGCAGAGUACAAUGGAAGCUUGUGCAUCUAGUCGUCAAAAAUGUCCAGCUCAAAUCCCUGAGGAUGGUACUUUAAAACAUGAAGUUUUUUAUUCAGAGACCUUCACUGGAUCUAGAAAAUUCCUGAAAAGUAGGGAAAACCAGUCUGAUUUAUCUGAAACAAAAAAGUCAACUUAUGAAGCAAUGUAUGGUCCUCCUGAAUGUCCAUUCUGUGGAAAAAUAGAAGAAUGUAGUCAAGAUAUGGAAAAUCAUGUGAAAACAAAGCAUGUCAGUCUUUUAGACCCACCAUUAGAAGACUGCAGUCAACCAUUGUAUGACUGUCCUAUGUGUGGGCUCAUCUGUACAAAUUAUCAUAUUCUCCAGGAACAUGUUGACUUGCAUUUAGAAGAAAGGCAUUUUCAACAAGGCAUGGAUAGAAUUCAGUGUUCUGCUGAUCUAGAAUUGGCUCACCAGCUUCAACAGGAAGAAGACCGAAAGCAAUCUGAAGAAUCUAGACAAGAAAUGGAGGAAUUCAAGCAGCUGCAGCAACAGUAUGGUUUAGAUGGGUCUGGAGGAUAUAAAGAACAGCAACUACGGAAUAUGGAAAUAGAAGUAAAUAGAGGAAGAAUGCAUCCAACUGAGUUUCACAGGAGAAAAGCUGACCUGAUGGAAUCCUUAGCUGUUGGUAUUGAUGAUGGAAAAACAAAAACUUCUGGAAUUAUUGAAGCACUUCAUAGAUACUAUCAGAGUACUGCCACAGAUGUGAGGCGUGUGUGGCUUUCUGCAGUGGUAGAUCACUUUCAUUCUUCUCUAGGUGACAAAAGUUGGGGUUGUGGUUACAGAAAUUUCCAAAUGCUACUUUCAUCAUUAUUACAGAAUGAGGCUUAUGAUGAUUGCUUGAAAGGUAUGUCAGUUCCUUGUAUUCCAAAAAUUCAGUCUAUGAUUGAAGAUGCAUGGAAAGAAGGUUUUGAUCCUCAGGGGGCCUCUCAACUUAAUAACAGGUUACAGGGAACAAAAACCUGGAUUGGAGCAUGUGAAGUAUUUACCCUCCUGACUUCCCUGAGGGUCAAGUGCCGUAUUAUUGAUUUUCACAAGGCAACUGGUCCCUCGGGUACACACCCUCGCUUAUUUGAAUGGAUAUUGAACUAUUAUUCCUCAGAGCAGGGAGGGAAUGCAAAGGUGCUAUGCACGUCCAAACCUCCUAUCUAUCUCCAGCAUCAAGGUCAUAGUCGAACAAUUGUUGGAAUUGAAGAGAGAAAAAACAGAACAUUAUGUUUAUUAAUAUUUGACCCUGGAUGUCCUUCUCGAGAAAUGCAAAAACUAUUAAAACAAGACUUCGAAGCCAGUAGUCUCAAGCAACUUCGGAAAUUUGCAGGAAAUUUAAAACAUAAACAAUACCAGAUAGUGGCAAUAGAGGGUACUCUUUCGCCAGAAGAGAAAGUGGCCAGGAGACAAGCUUCUCAAGUCUUUACAGCGGAGAAGAUUCCUUGAAGAAUUAAACUUUUUGGUGAUUAUAGCAUUGUACUUUAUUUUCCAAAACCUGGGCCGUUGAACUUUUUAAUACAACUUAAGAAUCUGUGAAUUCUCUUGAGUGCUCAACUUGCUUGCCUACAUUAAAUUAUUCCUUUAGUGCUUUAUUAUCUACUGAUUGUUUCAAUAAAAUAUCUUGCUUGCACUGAA